CAGCGUAACUAUUUUUUUUUAAUCAACCGACCAGUCUUUAUUCCAAAUCAAAGAGAAUUACAUUUGGAGAAGAGGGGACAUGAUGCCAAACUCUUCCAUGUUCUUUGUAACUUGAUAAAUCAAGUUUCAGCUAUAAAAGAAAACAAAACUACACAACUAAAUACACGUAUUCAAGGUGGAUCAAAGGAAAUUUCUGCAGCUUUCCUUUGUCGGAUUCGAAACGAUGCCAUUUCCAGCCUAUCCAGUUGCAUCAAACCUCUGAUUUCCUUGGUAAUCCUGAAAAUUUCGUGAUUAUUAGAUUCUCUUUGUGCACAUGACUAAGAGCAGCUAAUUUGUCUGCAACUUUAUUAGCUUCCCUGUAGCAGUGUUUAACGAUCACUCCCUUCUCAUUCACAAUUGCUUUGAUUCUGUCCACACUUUGCAUAAGUCUCCAUGGAACUGUUGUUUCUUCAUUAACCGCAACAACCACAAGGUUUUUUCACCCCAGCCAUUGCAGUAUCUUUAGGACGUUGGUUUCGGCAUGUUGCAUCUGAGUGGCCCUGCAUUUUGCAAUAAAAACAGAAGUCUGGAAUUUGAUCAUACUCUUUCAGCUGGAUGAAGGUCUGAAUCUCUCCAUGACUAUCCAAUAGAGCCACUUCAAUUUCAUUGAGUCUUGGUGUUGUUAGAUCGAUUUCAAUCCUGGCCAUAGCCGUGGUAGGCCUAGUUCGAUCCAAAGUAGCUUUGUCAAGAGCAAUAAGCGUACCAAUUGGGUCAAGAAUUCUUUCUAGAGCUAGUCAGUCAUGAUAGUGCCAUGCAAGAUCAGGUAAAGUGACCCAUAUGGGUGUGAGAGUUGACUCCAUUUCAGCAUUGAAAUUUUGAGUCUAUCUUUUGAUUCGCAUCAACAUACCGCAAAUUGGCAUCGAUUUACCUCCACCAUAGAAUCUCUUAAAAUCGUCUUCAUCUGUGAAAUCUAUGAAAACGUGUCUCCAAUCCUUAGCCCCAAUCUUAACGGUGCCCUUCAUUGGCACUAAGCGUUUGAAUUCAGCCCUAAGUUUGUCAAUUUGGGGUCAAGUUCUGGGAAACUUACUGACCACAGUGAGCCGACAUUUUUCCGCCAGCAAUUCGUCCUCCUCAUUAGUGAACAGAACCCGUGCUCAACCAUUGACGAAUUCAUAUUGUCGUGGUUCCAGUCGAACCAUUCUCCUUGAAUUUGUAGCAGUUUGUCCUCCGGUAGCCGAUGCAUAAGUGGGUUUUGGUGGUAAGUGGUUUAAUGGGAUGUUGGUGGUUAGUAUUGCUUGAUUAACGGUGUUGACCGGAAGGGCCAUUGAAAUAGUCUUAGGUCACCGCCUAAGGUGACGAUGGGGAGCGCGUGUUAGGCGCGUUCUUUUGAGUAGGGUUUUUUUAGGGCCUUCAAAAUUGUUGUGUUCGUCCCAUCUUCAGCGUAACUAUUUACUAUGUGUGUUAGUACAACUUUUUUUGUUCUUUAAUGAGCUAGCAGAUUGUUGCAAUUUUUUAGUACUUCUGCACAAUCUUUUUCUUUAAAGUUUCCCAUAAGAUAUUUUUCCAAAUUUACCCAAGCAAGGAAAUUUGAACCUUAAAGUCCAGAAUCAACAUCGAUCCAGUCUGUCUUUUUAAUGGAGAAGUACUACAGUUACCUUUUUGGGAAUGUAUGGUCAAACCCUAGCUACGGCAAAAUCAUUUAAAACCACAUGGUGUCACAUUUCUUUUCAACUUCAGCGUAGCUAUUUUCCUUUUUUCAACUCAAAUGUUCCAAAUGCUUCCAUAUAUGGAGUGAUAAAUUUACUCCUCUUGACUAUAAAUGCUUCACCUUACAGACUUUACUGAGGUUCAUUUUAAGUAAAGGUAAGUUGCAAUAUUUGUGCAAAGUCCCUUUUACUUUCUCUGCUUCUCCCCUUACACGAAAUAUGCAUCAGCUUUACUCCUCUUUCUUCAUCUUUCUCUCUUACAUCCCAUUUUCGUGAAACUUUUGACAUCAUCUUUUUUAAAACCAUCAAAGCUGAUUCGGGGGCCAAGCGGGUCGACCCGGAAUACCCAUCUCCUUUCUCAUUUCCACUCUUUAAAUCAGAGCAAAAAUGAUGUCUUUUUUACCAUACCAAGAACAAGAAAGCAAAUAGUAUACACUACUGUAAGAAUUGACCCAAUAUUUAAGGUAUUAACUUUAAGAGAGGAAAAAAUAUGGAUGAAGCAUUUAUCCCUGAUGUUCUUCCUGAGUUCUUUUUAUGCUUUCCACAGACGAGAAUUCCUCCAGCCUUUCUCAAAUUCUUCAAUGGAGAGACUCCUGCGCUCUUUGUGCUUGAAGGUCCUGCAGGAAAAUCUUGGCAAGUUGGUGUGGAACAGAUUGAGUCCGAUUUAUUUUUCAAAAGAGGUUGGCCAGACUUUGUGGAGGAGAAUAAUUUAGAGUAUGGAGAUUUUCUAACAUUUUGCUAUGCUGGAAACUCAAAAUUAUAUGUUAAAAUAUAUGAAAAAGAUGGCUGCUUAAAGCAAGACCAAGAAAAUGUGCAUGCUCCUGCUCCCACUGAUCAAGCAGCUAACGAGUCAGGAAACUCUAAUGUCUCAAUCACUUUAUUCGAACUCGUCAUGAAUGAAUAUUGUUUGAAGAGAAAGCGUUUGACUAUACCAGCUGUAUUUGGCAAUAGAUUUAUGAAAAGGGGUGAAGAGAAAAUUGCUACUCUGCGAACUGGUAGUGAUAGCUGGCAGGUUAAAGUUUGCCGUGAUGAUAGAUUUUUACUUCGGAGAGGGAUUGGCAAAUUUAUGUGCGACAACAAUUUGCGUGUAGGAGAUGCUUGCCGCUUUGAACUUAUUGAUGAGGAGAAGUUCAUAAUGGUGGUUCACAUUAGACGAUUUCCAGAUAAAGUAGUCAACUAGUCAUAGAAAUAGUGGCAAAUCCCUUUUGUUACGUUUAGCAAUGUUUCUGCUUUAGAGAAUAUAAUAUACUCCCGCCGUUUCAAUUUAUAUGAACCCAUUUGACUGGGCAUGAUAUUUGAAAGAGGGAAGACUUUUGAAACUUGUGGUUCAAAAUAAGUAUUGAAAAUUUGUGUGGCUGUAAAUCAUUCAUAAAGUGAAUUUGUUUUCAAAUUAGGAAAGAGGUCAUUCAUUUUGGCACGGACUAAAAAGGAAAUAGGUUCAAACAAAUUGAAACAGAUGAAGUAUGUAAUACUAAGCAUUGCACUGUGGAAUAGAAA
Lycium barbarum (goji berry) is the source of this 3182-nucleotide messenger RNA. RefSeq names its product B3 domain-containing protein At3g06220-like. The coding region runs from base 2176 to 2865 and encodes 229 amino acids. The record is from RefSeq and is a predicted model, not a curated record. Gene Ontology annotation, molecular function: DNA binding. NCBI's taxonomy places the organism in Eukaryota, Viridiplantae, Streptophyta, Magnoliopsida, Solanales, Solanaceae. The transcript is spliced from 6 exons.